Molecule: messenger RNA, 504 nt
Organism: Coregonus sp. 'balchen'
Lineage: Eukaryota; Metazoa; Chordata; Actinopteri; Salmoniformes; Salmonidae
Source: the annotation of a GenBank genome assembly
AUGGGAGGAGGACACUAUGUGACCUAUGCCAAAAACCCCAACAACAAAUGGUACUGUUACAAUGACAGCAGCUGUAAGGUAAGAGAAAACACACACACACACACACACACACACACACACACACACACACACACACACACACACACACACACACACACACACACACACACACACACACACACACACACACACACACACACACACACACACACACACACACACACAAACACACUCAUCCUCUACUAAUAGUCAAUUUAAUCUGGCAAACCAAUUAGUCAUUUUAAAGACAUAUUUUUUCAAGUGCGUACUUGUUUGCCGUAUCCUCUCUAGGAAGUGCACUCAGAGGAGAUGGACACGGACUCGGCCUACAUCCUGUUCUAUGAGCAGAAGGGAGUGGACUACUCUCAGUUCCUUCCAAAGACUGACGGCAAGAAGAUGGCCGACACCACUAGCAUGGACGAGGACUUUGAGUCUGACUACAAGAAGUACUGUGUCCUCCAGUGA